ACGGAACCGGAAGCAGCGUGCUGGUAUCGGCAAGACAGCGGAGCUUUCAGCCAAAAUGUUGAGAAUCACAAUCCGGGCCGACAUAAGUACUCUUUGGGUCGUCUUCUGGUUCACAUAUUCUCAGUUUUUGGUGGUGUCAUCUGAUGACAUCGUGGUGGCUUGCGGAGGGUUCGUCAAAUCCGACGUUGAGAUUAAUUACUCGCUGAUUGAGAUCAAACUCUACACCAAGCAAGGCUCUUUAAAAUAUCAGACUGACUGUGCUCCAAUCAAUGGCUACUUUAUGAUCCCUCUUUAUGACAAGGGGGACUUUGUUUUAAAGAUUGAACCUCCCCUCGGCUGGAGCUUUGAGCCUACCAGUGUAGAUCUCCAUGUGGAUGGAGUCACGGACAUAUGUACAAAAGAAGAGGACAUCAACUUUGUUUUCACUGGCUUUUCCGUGUCUGGGACGAUUCUAAGUAAAGGCCAUCUCCUUGGCCCAGCUGGAGUAGAAGUGAAGUUGACCCGAUCAGGAACAGACGAGAAAAUCCUGAGUGUCAUCACACAGCCCGGAGGAACCUACACCUUUCACAAAGUGCUCCCUGGAACCUAUGACAUCAUUGCGUCUCAUCCUUCCUGGAUCUUGGAACAGAGCACUACCUCAGUGCACAUUUCCAAUGCCAACGCGCCGGCCGCUGACCAUCUGGUGGUCGGAGGCUACGACGUCUCAGGGGAGGUCCGCAGUGAUGGAGAGCCCAUGAAAGAGGUCACCUUCCUGCUUUAUUCGGCCGCAGUGAAAAGAGAGGAUGUAAAGGGCUGCAAUUUUUCUCCUGUGGAGGGUGCUGAUUCUGGGGACAGCUCGCUUGUCUACCUAUGCAGUGCUCUCUCCAGAGAGGACGGCACCUUCAAUUUUCCAUCACUGGCUAGUGGCGAGUACACUGUGGUGCCCUUCUACAGGGGAGAAAGGAUCACUUUUGAUGUUGCUCCUUCCAGAAUGAAUUUCAAGGUGGAGCACAGCAGUUUGACCCUGGAGCCCAUCUUUCGCGUUAUGGGUUUCUCUGUGACUGGACGAGUUCUGAACAGUGUGGAUGGGGAGGGAGUAAAUGAUGCCACAGUCUCCCUCAAUAAUCUGAUCAAAGUUGUCAGCAAAGAGGAUGGUUCUUACAGGCUUGAGAACAUGACAGCUGGUACUUACACAAUCCGCGUCCACAAGGAGCUCAUGUUCUUCGAGCCAAUAACGGUCAAAAUCGCCCCCAACACGCCACAACUUCCUGACAUCAUUACAGCAGGGUUCAGUGUUUGUGGACAAAUCGCCAUUAGCCGCUUGCCUGAAGGCAUGAAGCAGCAGGGUCGCUACAAGAUCACCUUGACACACCAGGGCCAAGACAAAACUUCAGGACGUGUCAUUGACUCGGACAUCCAGGGAGCUUUCUGUUUUCCGGCUAAACCUGGAGACUACAGUGUCCAUGUGUCUCUCCCUGAGGCCGAUGUAAAAGCAGGUCUGGCUUUGCAGCCUCCUUCUCUGGAGUUUUCAGUUGUGGACAAGCCCAUCACAGACCUACUCUUUAUCCAAUUCAUGGCUUCUGUCUCUGGAAAGGUUUACUGUUUAGCUUCCUGUGAUGACCUGUCAGUAACACUUCAAGCAGUAAGCCGUCAAGGAGAGAGAAGGGUUGUGCCUUUGUCUGGCAGCAGUGACAUCCUGAGCUUCUCUUUUGACAACGUUCUACCUGGGAAAUACAAAGUGAGCAUCUCUCACGAAGAGUGGUGUUGGAAACAUAAAUCUCUAGAAGUUGAGGUCCUGGACUCGGACAUAUUGGGAGUGGAAUUCCGACAGAUCGGCUACAUUCUACGCUGCUCCCUGUCCCACGCCAUUACUCUGGAGUUCUUCCAAGACGGCAGCAAACCUGAGAAUGUAGGCAUAUACAAUCUCUCUAAGGGAGUCAACCGCUUCUGCCUGUCCAAACCUGGUGUUUACAAAGUCACCCCUCGCUCCUGCCACCAGUUUGAGCAGGAUUUUUACACUUAUGAUACCUCAGCACCGAGUAUCCUGACUCUUACUGCAGUGCGCCAUCACAUGACAGGGCUCAUCACCACUGACAAGAUUCUAGACGUCACAGUUACCAUCAAAUCAUCCAUUGAGAGUGAACCGGCAUUGGUUCUUGGCCCUUUGCGGAGUCUGCAGGAGCAAAGGCAGGAGCAGCAGCUGCAGGAGAUUCAGCUGCGCCGCCUGGAACGAGAGCGGCGAGCUGCCGAAGAAGACGGGGCUUCCAAGAGUGAUAGUCCCCCUAUUCAAGAGAAGGCUGACGACCUGACCGGCCCUUUCCACUAUGAGUUCUCUUACUGGGCUAGGGCUGGGGAGAAGAUUACAGUGACUCCUUCCUCUAAAGAGCUGCUCUUCUACCCCCCUGAAGUAGAGGCCACUAUCACAGGAGAGUCGUGUCCGGGUCGCAUGGUGAACAUCAUGGGCCGUGCAGGGCUUUUCCUGGAAGGAAAAGUAUCUCCGGAGCUACAAGGGGUUGAGAUCUCAAUCAGUGAGCGAGGAGCUGCUGCACCACUCAUCACUGUGGCCACUAAUGAGAUGGGAGCAUACAGUGUUGGUCCACUCCACAGCGACCGACAGUACGACAUAAGUGCCAGCAGAGAAGGUUUUGUCCUUAGUCACGUGGCAGGAAGUCAGGGGGAUUUCAAGGCCUUUGCUCUGGCUGGAAUCACCUUCAAGAUCAAGUCAGAGGACGGCCAUCCGCUGUCAGGUGUCCUACUGUCUCUAAGUGGUGGACAGUUUCGCUCAAAUCUGUUGACUCAGGACACUGGCAUCCUCCACUUCAACAACCUGAGUCCAGGUCAGUACUACUUCAAACCUAUGAUGAAAGAGUUUCGCUUUGAGCCGUCAUCCCAGAUGAUUACAGUAGAAGAGGGUCAACUCCUCAGUAUUGAUAUCACUGGCAUUAAGACUGCAUACAGCUGCUAUGGGGCAGUUCAGUCUCUGAGUGGUGAUGCUGAGAGGGAUGUUGCUGUGGAAGCGGUGGGCCAAGGAGACUGUAGCCUCUACAGCGAGGACACUGUCACUGAUGAGGAAGGUCGCUUCAGGCUCAGGGGUCUGCUGCCUGACUGCAAAUACCUGAUUCAACUGCGAGCUGAAGGCAACGACCACAUAGAGAGAGCUCUACCUCAGCAAAGAGCCAUAGAGGUCGGCAGCAGUGACAUUGAAGGAAUCAACAUCAUCGCCUUCAGACAAAUCAAUCAGUUUGACCUGAGCGGGAAUGUCAUCACAUCUCCGGAACAUUUAGCAACUCUAUCGGUGAAGCUGUAUAAGAGUGACAAUUUAGACAACCCCAUCAAUAGUGUUUGUCUGGGCCAGUCCCUCUUCUUCCAUUUCCCUCCACUGGACAGAGAUGGAGAGGGCUACGUGCUGAUGCUGUACUCCACCUUGUCCCGCACGCAAUACGACUUCACGCUGCCUCAGGUCUCCUUCACUUCAACGGGCUACCAUAAGCACGUCACUCUUACCUUCAAUCCUACUCGCAAAGUGCCUGACCAAGAUGUCGCCCAGGGCUCCUACAUUGCUCUCCCCCUUACUCUGCUGCUCCUGUUAGCGGCGUACAACCACGAAAAGGUCAUCCCCUUCCUGUUGCAAUUGGGGAAUCGUAUCCAGGGUGUGAGGAGCAUUACACAAGCCAGCAGUGAUAGUGCUGCCUUGGACGAGGCCAAACGUCAGGCCAAGAGGCAGAAGGCCCGGCGCACAUGACGUGCCUCACACCACAUGGUCAUGUGUUCAAUAGUCCAGAGGUAAUCCUGGUCACAGCACUUGAUGUCCACAUGACAUCAUUUGGCAGUUUUCAACCGUAAUUCUCAAUAGCUGUUUAGCUUGGUGGGGUUUAUUCAAUUAAAGUGCCCCACCCAAAAAAACACUUCAUCAGUUGUUCUGGGGCAAAUUUCUACUUUUUAUAAGAAAAUAUUAAUCAUGGAAUGAGUCAACUCAAAAAAGUCAUCUGUAAACACUGGAAUACAUUUACUGUACCUGCAAACGGGUCAACUUAAACAAAACAAUAUUUUUUUUCUGAAUUUUUGCAGAUUGUCCAAUGCAAAAAAUAAAAAUAAAUGGCUCUGUGGUGCUCAUUUCAGGAUCUGACCAGUCCAAGUGAACAUAAUUGGCUGUUUUGACAUGGAGGAUAGAUGAGAUUUCAUUAUAUGUUUAGAGAUUUGUAAAAACUUUCCAUUAGAACGUUAGUUAAGGAAUUUUUGGACAUAUGCAUAUGUUAUUCACUUACAUUUAACUUAAUAGACCGGACGUUUUGCACCUCCAUUGAUCAAAUAUCCACUCAGACCGCCAUGUCCUCUGCUGGAUUCGAACUCAUUGAAUACAAAGGUGUUGUUGAAUACAUUGUAUGAUUUAAACUAAUUUACGCCUCAACUAAAUUAACACCCAUCUCAAUAAUCCUACCACAAAUGAUUCCUAAUAUUCACACUUGACUGACGUAAAAACUGAACAUUGAGAUGCACUCCCCUUAGUUGUCAGGUUUCACAGAAAGGCUGCUUUUCAUUAACUGAUUUUUUUUUCUCUUUUUUUGGGGUAAGGGAGGGGAUUCUAAGAAGAAAACGGGCCUGAUAUAAUUUAUUACAAUGACUGAUUAAAUGUGACUGUGUGUUCUGUUAAUAGCUGUUUUAAUAAUUAUGUUGAGGUUGAGAACCCUGAACAGUAAAUUAUCUCUACGUUCUGUCACAAUAGAUUAAAAUGAAUUCAUCAUACGUUUGUCUCACUUAUGAAAAUGUUGCUGUUUUUCCAACCGUCUGUUCACUGUAGUGAUGGAAGGUUGCUGAAAGUUCCAAACCACUUGACUUUUUAAACCAACGUUUUCAAACAUGUUCUAAUGAUGCACAUCUAUUAUGACUUGAUUGGUUUGGUUGGGAUUGGAAAGGGGAAUUUAUCAAAAGGCUUGUAAUAGUCAACUGUUAUUUUCAUAAAGUUGAAUUGGAAGAAAA
Nerophis ophidion (straightnose pipefish) is the source of this 4956-nucleotide messenger RNA. RefSeq names its product nodal modulator (gene nomo). Gene Ontology annotation, molecular function: carbohydrate binding. The record is from RefSeq and is a predicted model, not a curated record. The transcript is spliced from 31 exons. Bases 56 to 3721 code for a protein of 1221 amino acids. Gene Ontology annotation, cellular component: endoplasmic reticulum membrane. Lineage: Eukaryota; Metazoa; Chordata; Actinopteri; Syngnathiformes; Syngnathidae.